This is a messenger RNA of Megalobrama amblycephala (Wuchang bream), 3113 nucleotides long. RefSeq names its product 5-hydroxytryptamine (serotonin) receptor 7c (gene htr7c). Gene Ontology annotation, cellular component: plasma membrane; dendrite. The transcript is spliced from 2 exons. Gene Ontology annotation, biological process: G protein-coupled receptor signaling pathway, coupled to cyclic nucleotide second messenger; vasoconstriction; chemical synaptic transmission. Gene Ontology annotation, molecular function: G protein-coupled serotonin receptor activity; neurotransmitter receptor activity. The coding region runs from base 1227 to 2435 and encodes 402 amino acids. The record is from RefSeq and is a predicted model, not a curated record. Lineage: Eukaryota; Metazoa; Chordata; Actinopteri; Cypriniformes; Xenocyprididae.
UUCAUCAAAAAUAUCCUAAUUUGUGUUCCGAAGAUAAACAAAGAUCUUGGAACGACAUGUGGGUGAGUACUUAAUGAACUAACCCUUUAACCACAAAGCUACACUAAAAUGUGCUGCAAACAAUGUCAGCAUUACCCCUUAAAUCACCAAAUCCCCGCCCAGCUCCACAGACAUGUCAACAAACAUUGACAGGCAAAAAGAAAUUAUGGUUUCUAAUUGGUUUACCAACGUUUUUUUAAAAUUAUUAUUAUUUAUAUUAUUUAUAUUAUUCAUACUCAUAGUCACAUUAUUAUUAUUAGUUUACAACUUAAUCAAACUCCACUGUCUGCUCUCCCUGGCUGUUGCUGAAUGAAGUCUCUUCGUAUUUGCUGUUGAAUUUGCAUAAAACUAAUAGGCUAUAUUUAGUAGACACGCCCACACUGAUGCAAAGGCUCGCAGUCGCUCAUGGGAAGUCGCCAGCUUAUCUUUUUAUUGACAAUGAUUGUCGCUGUAAAUGGUGCAUUUGGGCAGUCACAGAGACAGGUGUGUUUUCUCGCCUAUAGCCUACUGUAUUAGUGAUAGGCCUAAGCUAUAUAUCUGUCAGUCUGACAGUGACAGUGUCAGAUAAGUAAACGACUUAUCUGACAGAUAUAUAGCUUACACCAAUACAGUUAUUAUUUCUUCUCCCCUAUAAAAUCUAAUGUACAUAUAUUAAAUAUAAAAUUCUAUCUUUUAGUUAUGCCACAAGGCACAAAAUUACAACACGUGACAUGAAAGAAAAUAGUAGCUGACAGUGAAAACUGAAGUGAGAGAGAUACAGACCACAGAGACUAGAGUAGAGAGCAAAUAUUUAAAAACAUUUGCUUCCUCCGAAAUAGAAGCAAGAAAAAACAUCUUAUGUAGGUGGAGCCGAGACCUUCCGCUUCCCUUUGAUGAGAAAGUUACGCGUUUAACCUACUAGAGUGCGCAAUUCUCACACACUUCCCCGCAUGAAGACCCGAACUGUCACUUCCAUCAAUUCAAGGACCGUAUAGUCUCUCCACGCGAAAUUAUACAGCCAAACCAAAGCGAUUGUCGUCUCUCGUUCCGUUUAUUUAAGUUUUCCUUUGCUGUAUCCGUACUACUUAUAUUGUUUUUUCUUUUUUUCUUUUGGAAAGCUGAAAGGCACCUCAGAUCUGCGCUCGCUUCAGCAUGCGUUUGGCGCACGGAGCGCACUCUUGGCGAGCUCUUCAUCAUCAGGCGCAGGGAUGAUGUUCAACUCAUCGGGUUCGCUAGAUUUCUUCUCGUUCACUCACCCUGAGGUCGCGUCGGAAGUUCUCAAUGGUUCCUCACACUUAUUCUACAACAUCUCAAUGGCCAUGUGGAACAAAUCCUGCGGGGAACCAUUGCUCGAUUUCACCUCAGCGGAGAAGAUUGUUAUCGGAAUGAUGCUGGCCAUCAUUACCACCGUGACGGUGAUUGGAAAUAUGCUGGUGGUGAUCGCGGUGUGCGUUGUUAAAAAGCUCAGACAGCCGUCCAACUAUCUGCUGGUGUCUCUGGCCGUGGCGGAUCUCUCCGUGGCUAUUGUGGUGAUGCCAUUCGUGAUCGUGACGGACCUCACGGGAGGAAAGUGGCUUUUUGGAGAGGUCUUCUGUAACAUUUUCAUCGCCAUGGAUGUGAUGUGCUGCACUGCAUCCAUCAUGACGCUGUGCGUGAUCAGUGUGGACAGGUAUCUUGGCAUCACCCGCCCUUUGACCUACCCUGCUCGUCAAAAUGGCCAACUGAUGGCGAAGAUGAUUUUUGGUGUGUGGCUUGUGUCUGCCUCCAUCACACUGCCACCAUUUUGCGGCUGGGCGAAGAACGUUAACACGGCUGGCGUUUGUCUAAUCAGCCAGGACUUCAGCUACACCAUCUACUCCACCGCCGUGGCCUUCUACAUCCCCAUGAUCGUCAUGCUCUUCAUGUACUACAAGAUCUUCAAGGCUGCCAGAAAAAGCGGCGCCAAACAUCGUUUUACCGACUUCCCCCGUCGGGAACGCCUGGAGACCGUUGCCAGCGAAGCCCUGAGGAUGCAAGGCCUAAAACCUCAACACACACCUGGCGUAGCUGAGGAGUGCGCCGCUCUUUCUCGUUUUCUCAGCCGCGAACGACAGAAUAUCUCCAUUUUUAAGCGAGAGCAAAAGGCAGCUACGACAUUGGGCGUGAUAGUUGGAGUUUUUGGCAUUUGUUGGCUGCCAUUUUUUAUUCUAUCUACAGCGAGACCCUUUAUAUGUGGGGUUAAGUGUAGUUGCAUACCAAUAUGGCUGGAGAGGACGCUGCUAUGGUUUGGAUAUGCUAACUCGCUAAUGAACCCCUUUAUUUACGCUUUUUUUAACCGGGACCUGCGCUCCACUUACAGGGAUUUGCUUCGUUGCAGGUACCGGAACAUUAACCGGCGACUGUCGGCUGUAGGCGUGCAUGAGGCACUGAAGGUUUGAAGUGUAGUGAUAAAGGAUGUGGUCUGACCCAGUUUUGGUUUACGCAGAAAGCCGAACAAUGUGCAUUGCUACAUCCACUUAUUGGUUUUUAUAGAUAAAGUAUGAACAAAAAAAAACAAAAAAAAAACAGAAUCACAGGCUCAUAAUUCUUCAGAACACUCAUAUUUCAGUUCCAUUAAGGCAUUGAUUUGCUCAGUAGUUGUUUUUUCCCCUAUUUCCUGAUUUCAGGAUUAGACCUGCUACAAUACUUGGCAAGCGAUUCAACACUGAUUCUUCAGACAAAACAGAACUGAGAAAAUAUGUCUUAAGAAAGACUGAUUUUGUUGAAUUUAUUUAAAAAAUAUAAAUCAUUUACACCUAUAUGAAUAUAAAGUACUUUUAUAUAUUUUAUUUUAUAUACUCAUAAUUAUGUUUUUCUUCAAUUAUGUGCAUAUAUACGCUACUGUUCAAAAGGUUAGGGUUAGUAAGAUGUUAAAAGAAAUUAAUACUUUUAUUCAGCAAGGACACAUUAAAUUGAUAAAAAGCGAAUUAACGAAUAACGCUGCACAUCAAAGAAACCUAAAAAAAAAAAUGUAUUGCGAUUUCCACAAACAUAUUAGGCAACACAACUGUUUUCAACAUUGAUAAUAAUAAGAAACAUUUCUUGAGCACCAAAUCAGCAUAUUAGAAUGAUUUCUG